UUACUUCUGAUCUACGACCGUAUGUCCUCUAAAUCAGGAGCAACAUUUUAUUUCAGUCAAACCAUAGAUCUAAUAUUAAGAGACAAACUCACUGCAUUCCUGUUUCCGGAAAUUAGUGCCACGUCGUAACAACACUGAACUCUGCGCUCAGCUGUUUCGUUUGAGCUGGCGACGUGGAACUGGCAAACUAACGGAGGAAGCGAUACUGCUAGCUGUCUAUCUGGACAAAAUUAGACGAAAACGUUGUGAACCGGGGUUGUCAUGGGGGGAUCACAAAGUGUCGAGAUACCGGGAGGAGGAUCUGAAGGCUACCAUGUUCUUCGGGUUCAAGAGAAUUCGCCUGGACACAGAGCAGGGCUCGAGCCCUUCUUUGACUUCAUCGUCUCCAUCAACGACACUAGACUGAACAAAGAUAAUGACACACUGAAGGACCUGCUGAAGGCCAGUGUUGAGAAGCCAGUCAGGAUGUUGGUCUAUUCCUCCAAGACCUUGGAGUUGAGGGAGUCCACCGUUACCCCUAGCAACAUGUGGGGAGGCCAAGGUCUGCUGGGCGUUUCCAUUCGCUUCUGCAGCUUCGAGGGAGCCAAUGAGAAUGUCUGGCAUGUGCUGGAGGUGGAGCCUAACUCUCCCGCAUCCCUGGCCGGCUUGCGGCCGCACACUGAUUACAUCAUAGGAGCUGACACGGUCAUGAAUGAGUCAGAGGACCUGUUCUCUCUGAUAGAGACCCAUGAGGGUAAAGGCUUGAAGCUCUAUGUGUACAACACUGAUACAGACAAUUGCAGAGAGGUGGUCAUCACACCCAACAGUGCUUGGGCAGGGGAGGGCAGUCUGGGAUGUGGAAUUGGGUACGGAUAUCUGCACAGGAUUCCCACCAGGCCGUUUGAGGAAGGGAAAAAGAUCAGCUUCCCUGGUCACAUUCCCAGUGAGCCGGUCAGCCCGCUGAAGGAUGGAUUCACUGAGGUUCAACUGUCUGCUGUAACACCUCCUUCUGCACUUCCCACGGGCCUGGAAGAUUCUCUUUCUGGCCUGUCAAUCAGUUCAGCUCCGUCCACCAUUCCAAGUGAGCUUCAGACAGGUCUCCCCACCAUUCCCCUGCUGCCCACAUCCACCAGCCCCUCCCUGAGCCCCCUCACCUCAUUGAACCCUGCAUCAACCACCUUCAACCCUGGCACCACGCUACCAGGUCUGAUGCCUCUCCCAGGUGGCCUGCCCCCCCUCAACUUCACGCUACCAGACCUCAGCACAAUGUCACUAGCUGGCAUCGGUGGGUUACCCCCACCUGGAACUACAGCUUUCCCUCCGCUGGGCCCACUCCCACCCUUAAACCUGCCUGGCCUGGCCCCUCUGCCCACCUUGCCUUCCGUACUGCCUUCCCAUCUCCCUCUCCUGCCACAGGGGGUAGCCUUCACCCCGUCAGCAGUCACACUACCCUCAGCAGCAGCCGCAUCAGUUCCCAUCCCUGAUUCCACAGUUACUGUAACAGCGCCCUCUAGUGACCUCAGUGCAGAGGUCUGCCACCACACCCCCACAGAGCCAGCGGUGGCCUCAGAAACAGUUCCCACGGAUACCACGGAGUCACCGGCCACCACGGAAACGACAGCAGCGUCCUCGUAACACAGGAAAGAAGUUACACUAUACAUACCGUUUUAUCCCUCUGUAUUUUUCCUCUGGGUUUUCUGUUUGUCUCCUCCUCUCAUAUUUAUUUAGCCAGGAUGGACAGAAGGCAGGUCUAUUCAAGAGGCAAUAGGGUCAUCCAACAUGCUGCACAGUAUGAGUUUCUUACUGAGUCAUUUCAGAACUAUAGCUGAAGAUAGCCUAUUGUCCCACUCAGCAGAAAGUUUAGGUGGAGUCUUCAUCACAUGACUGACUACUGUCUGGGUCCUACACACCUGCCAACACAGAGAUGGGAUAAGAUGAAAUAGGGGCUUUUCUUUCAUAAUUUUUUUUUUUUUAUUGUGCUUUACCUUUUUUUUUUGUAUAACACCCACCUACUUGUAGAUCAUAACCAUUAGAUUAUCUUAGGCCUUCCAAUGUUAAUUUUGCUCAAUGGCUUUAUGAUUGUUUCUGUUAUGAACGAAUCUGCAUUGUUUUGCACCACAUUUGUGUUAUGAAAUGAUUAGGCAUGUUUGUCCCCAUGUAUGUCUAUGCACCAUAAUUCUGAACCAACUUCAAACACUUUUCUCUGCCGUGUGGGAAUGGUGGUCAGUAGAUGACCAGGCUACAGAGGACAAAAUUACACAAUGGUGAUUCGAUUAUAGUCUUAGGUGAUGGCAUUAAAGAUGGCAAGUUGAGAGUUGUGGCGGGGUUCUUGAGAGCUAGACGGUAAAAUAUUGUCUCCUCAUGCAUGACUGAAACGGAAGACUGAUACUGUACAGCCACAAGAUGUCGCUGUGUAACAACUAUCUCUUAACAUGUACCAGCAAUAAAAUCAAUGGAAUUUUACGUUA
Osmerus eperlanus (European smelt) is the source of this 2447-nucleotide messenger RNA. It is a transcript of the gene gorasp2, whose product is annotated as golgi reassembly stacking protein 2. Gene Ontology annotation, biological process: Golgi organization. Gene Ontology annotation, cellular component: Golgi apparatus. The record is from RefSeq and is a predicted model, not a curated record. The transcript has 10 exons. Gene Ontology annotation, molecular function: protein binding. The coding region runs from base 262 to 1614 and encodes 450 amino acids. NCBI's taxonomy places the organism in Eukaryota, Metazoa, Chordata, Actinopteri, Osmeriformes, Osmeridae.